AUGGUGUUCUCUUCGUCAGAGCUGCGAGCCUUUGACACGGCCGAGAAGGUGGCGUCUGUUUUCUCUGUGCUCGGUGCCAUGUUCAUUAUCUUUACAUUCUUGUUGGACGACAGGUUUCGAAAGGCCAUCAACAGACUUGUCUUCUUCGCGUGCUGGGGCAAUUUGUUCUCCAAUGUUGCCACGCUCAUCUCGAGGUCAGGGAUCAAGUUGGGCGUUGACACCGCCUUGUGCCAGUUCCAAGCAUUCUUGAUCCAAUGGUUUAUGCCAGCGGAUGCGUUAUGGACCUUUGCCAUGGCUUGCAACGUCUACCUUUCCUUCUUCCGUCGAUAUGAUGCGACCAAGUUACGGGCAUUGGAAUGGAGAUACCUUGUUGCUUGUUACGGGGUCCCGUUUGUGCCGGCGUUGGUAUUCUUGUUCAUCGAUACCGAGAACAAGGGCAAAAUUUAUGGCGACGCUGUGCUGUGGUGUUGGGUAUCGGAGAAAUGGAAUGCCCUUCGCAUCGCCACCUUUUAUGGUCCUGUGUGGCUCGUCAUCCUCGUCACCGUCUUCAUCUACAUCAAAGUCGGCAUGGUUGUCUUUCGGUGGCGAAAGAAGCUGAUCUCUAUGAACCAAAGCGACAGCAGGGAUGUAGCAGUCCGAAAAGAUGUCCCUAUGCAGCGAGAAUACUCGAUGAACAACCUGUCCCAGACGAGGUAUGAAGUCCCGAUUCACGGCCAAGUACCACAUUUUCCGGACCACAAGAAGGCCAUAGCUUCCCCAGGGAACGGCGACUUCGACGAUGCCCUCCGAAGCCCGACUACACUCAAAAGUCCCACUCAUGCGAGAUAUCCCUUGGUGGAGGAGAGCUUCCCUGAACGGCGAACGGGUGUGGUCGUGGACAGACCAAGCGUCAAGGGGGUGGAUGCUAACAAAGCCGCCUUGAGUUACUGCAAGACGGCAAUGCUGUUUUUCAUUGCCUUGAUCGUUGUCUGGGUGCCUUCGACGAUCAAUCGAGUCUACACCCUCGCGAAACCAAACGACCCCCAGUUUGGGCUCGAAUUCGCCUCGGGGCUGGUGCUCCCAUUGCAGGGAUUCUGGAACACCCUCAUCUACAUCGUGACCAGUCUCCCAGCAUGUCGGGCACUAUUGGAGGAUAUUGUGAGCAGAGCGCGGGGACGAGCUGGUAGUGGUAGUGGUGGUGGUGGUGUUGGUGGCCCUUUUUCAGGUGCACAACUGCGUUCUGAGUCACUGGCGUCGACUAGGAGCGCGCACCAGCCGUUGCCUUCCAAUGAUGACCGGGCUGAUAUUAUGGUGAGUUAUGAUGGCAAGAAUCGGAUUGUACGACACCACUCUAGGAUGCUGUCUGGGGAUGCCAAUAGUGCAAGCAGCAUUAUCAGUUAUUUGCCAGCUCGAUGA
Exophiala spinifera is the source of this 1395-nucleotide messenger RNA. RefSeq lists its product as uncharacterized. Gene Ontology annotation, cellular component: plasma membrane. The record is from RefSeq and is a predicted model, not a curated record. Gene Ontology annotation, biological process: cell surface receptor signaling pathway; adenylate cyclase-activating G protein-coupled receptor signaling pathway. Gene Ontology annotation, molecular function: G protein-coupled receptor activity. The transcript is spliced from 4 exons. The coding region runs from base 1 to 1395 and encodes 464 amino acids. Lineage: Eukaryota; Fungi; Ascomycota; Eurotiomycetes; Chaetothyriales; Herpotrichiellaceae.